This is a messenger RNA of Cordyceps militaris CM01, 729 nucleotides long. Its product is annotated as DNA repair and transcription factor Ada. The coding region runs from base 1 to 729 and encodes 242 amino acids. Gene Ontology annotation, molecular function: zinc ion binding; methyltransferase activity; DNA-binding transcription factor activity. The transcript has a single exon. Gene Ontology annotation, biological process: regulation of DNA-templated transcription; DNA repair. The record is from RefSeq and is a predicted model, not a curated record. Lineage: Eukaryota; Fungi; Ascomycota; Sordariomycetes; Hypocreales; Cordycipitaceae.
AUGUCGCAGGCUUUGCCCUUUACCGACGAGGCGCGGCGCUGGCAGGCCGUGCAGGACCGGGAUGGGUCCGCCGACGGCCUGUUUGUCUACGCCGUCAAGACGACCAAGAUCUACUGCCGGCCCAUCUGCAAGGCGCGGCUGGCACGCCGGGCCAACGUCUCCUUUUACGACACGGGCCGCGCGGCGCAGGCGGCCGGAUUCCGCGCGUGCAAGCGGUGCAAGCCGGAGCUCGCGGGGGCCAUGCCUGCGGAGCUGGCCGUCGGCAAGAUUCGCGCCUUUGUCGAGGAGCAACAGCGAAGAGGCGGCGGUGGCGGCGGCCGUGCGGCGGACACGCGACUGAGCCUCAGCCAGAUGGCACGGCAGACGGGCCUCUCCAAGUGGCACUUUCACAGGGUGUUUAAGCGGUGUGUGGGUGUUACGCCGGGCGAGUUCCUGCGCUGCCGGGGGGAGGUGGUCUCGUCGUCGUCGACGUCGCCGUCCUCCCUGUCACCGCCCGCCAGCGGAACCCUAUCGCCGCCGCCGUGGACGCACGCGGAGUUGGGCAGUGCGCUUGGUUGGCCUGCGCAAGGGGACGAGAUGGGUGGUUAUCACGACGUGGACCUUGCGAUGCUCCAUGUGGAGUCGGCCGGCCUGCUGCCGUGGAAUGACAACGGUUUCGGCUGGGAUGACGCCAACCUCUCGUUUGAUGACUUUCUCCUUUGGCCAGAAGAGACGUGCAAAAACGCAUAA